UUUUUGUUUCAAAUGUGCCCUUCCUGAAGUCCAACAACCAAGGUACCGGGGGACUGGGGAGCGCUGCCGCGCUAGCGAGGGCCAAAAAAAAAAAAAAUGGGGAAGAAGACGAAGAAGCCAGGGAAAGGCAAGGAGAAAACAGAGAGAAAAACUGCGAAAGCAGAGGAGAAGAGAGCUCGCAGGGAGACCAAGAAGCUUUCCCCGGAGGACGAUAUCGAUGCCAUAUUGUUAAAUAUACAGAAGGAAGAAGCCAAAAAGAAGGAAGUUCAGAUUGAAGACAAUGUUCCUGCACCUUCUCCUCGAUCCAACUGUACGCUCACAGUUAAUCCCUUGAAAGAGACAGAGUUGAUUCUUUAUGGUGGCGAGUUUUACAACGGUAACAAGACCUUUGUCUAUGGUGAUCUUUACCGAUAUGAUGUGGAGAAGCUGGAAUGGAAACUAAUUUCAAGUCCUAAUAGUCCUCCCCCUCGCAGUGCUCAUCAGGCAGUUGCAUGGAAGAAUUAUCUUUAUAUUUUUGGCGGUGAAUUCACAUCUCCAAACCAAGAACGAUUUCAUCAUUACAAGGACUUUUGGAUGUUGGACUUGAAAACAAAUCAAUGGGAACAACUUAAUUUGAAAGGUUGCCCAAGUCCACGCUCUGGACAUCGAAUGGUAUUGUACAAGCACAAGGUUAUUGUUUUUGGCGGCUUCUAUGACACUCUUAGAGAAGUGAGGUACUACAAUGAUCUAUUUGUAUUUGACCUCGAUCAAUUUAAGUGGCAAGAAAUAAAACCUAAGCCUGGUGCAAUGUGGCCAAGUGGGCGGAGUGGUUUUCAAUUAUUUGCUUACCAAGAUGAGAUUUUUUUGUACGGGGGCUAUUCAAAAGAAGUUUCAUCUGAUAAGAGUAUCUCCGAAAAAGGCAUUGUUCAUUCAGACAUGUGGUCCCUUGAUCCUAAGACUUGGGAAUGGAAUAAGGUCAAGAAAAGUGGAAUGCCUCCAGGGCCUCGUGCUGGGUUUUCCAUGUGUGUCCAUAAGAGGAGGGCUGUGCUCUUUGGAGGUGUUGUGGAUAUGGAAGUUGAAGGUGAUAAAAUGAUGAGCCUGUUCUUAAAUGAGCUUUAUGGCUUUCAAUUAGAUAACAAUCGCUGGUAUCCACUGGAGUUAAGAAAGGAGAAGUCAACGAAAGAUAAGUUAAAAAAGAAUGAACGGAAGUCUAUAGAUGGUGUUGAUGACAAAACCAAUCCACAAUUGGAAGCAAGAGAAGAAAAUGAGGGUUCGGAAUGCCAAGAAGAAGCAAGCAAUGCGGGAGUCAACAUUGAUAAUGUAUCCCAGAAUAUUAAAUCAAAUAUGAGUAUUGUUGAUAGUGCAACAGUUGAAUCUGCAAGAAACCUGCAGGAAUCUGGUGUUAACUUGGACAUUCAAAGUUCUUUGCCUGAGGUCGUGAAGCCUUGUGGACGUAUUAAUUCCUGCAUGGUUGUUGGGAGAGAUACAUUAUACGUAUAUGGUGGGACUAUGGAGAUUAAGGAUCGAGAAAUCACUCUUGAUGACUUGUAUACUCUGAAUCUUAGCAAACUUGAUGAGUGGAAGUGCAUUAAACCGUCAUCAGAAUCUGAAUGGAUGGAGGUUUCAGAUGAUGAUAAUGAAGAUGAUGAAGAUGAUGAAGAAGACGGUGAAGAUGAAUCUGAUGGCGAUACCCUAAGUGAUGAUGAUGAGGACAAGGAGGAGAAUGAAUCAGCUAAAGUGGGAGAUGCUGUUGCUUUGAUUAAAGGUGGGGUGAAAAAUCUGCGGAGAAAAGAAAGAAGGUCACGAAUAGAGCAGAUCAGAGCAAGCCUUGGCUUGUCAGAUUCGCAAAGAACACCAAUGCCAGGAGAAUCCUUGAGGGAUUUCUAUAGACGCACAAAUUUGUAUUGGCAAAUGGCUGCUCAUGAGCAUACUCAACACACUGGAAAGGAACUCCGCAAGGAUGGGUUUGAUCUUGCUGAAGUUCGUUUCAGGGAACUAAAGCCUAUACUUGAUGAGCUGGCCCUAUUAGAAGCUGAGCAGAAAGCUGAAGAGAACGAAGGGCCUGAAAUUAGUUUAAAGAAAAGAGGCAAGAAGAAAACUAGGAACUAAUUUUUUGGCACGAAAAUCCGUUGUAAUCAAGGUUGUAAUUUAAUAUGCAAUUUUGACAUAGUUUGAUGUCAUGAGAUGCAGAGUAUGUGCUAGGAACUGCAUCCAUAUGCCUAUGACUGUAUGAGCUUAUCGAUGAUCUUGCAAUGAAACCUGACUUCUAUGCGUGUUUGGUUUCAUGGUUCCAGUUUAUAACAUGAAACCAAAUAUGCUCUCUCUGCUGUGUGGGGUAUGGACUGUGCAAUAGUUUCGCCCCGGGCUUAUUCCCUUGCGUUUCUUCUUUUUUGGAAAUAGAUUUAUGGGGCACUCACAUUGCACAGCAGAGAAGUCAGUGGCCUUGCGAUUAACCCUUAAA
Prosopis cineraria is the source of this 2440-nucleotide messenger RNA. RefSeq lists its product as uncharacterized. Gene Ontology annotation, molecular function: protein binding. The record is from RefSeq and is a predicted model, not a curated record. The transcript has 20 exons. Lineage: Eukaryota; Viridiplantae; Streptophyta; Magnoliopsida; Fabales; Fabaceae. Bases 97 to 2088 code for a protein of 663 amino acids.